GAUGAUUUGAAAAAAGAAACUGAUCCUUUUAAAAAGAAGGUUCUGGACGGUAGGCAAUUAGCUUUGAAAAUAAGUGCUAACAGUGUAUAUGGGUUUACGGGAGCUCAAGUUGGAAAAUUACCCUGUUUGGCUAUUUCCCAGAGUGUGACGGCAUUUGGUCGUAUGAUGAUUGACGAAACAAAGAGACUCGUUGAGGAGAAGUAUAAAGUAGAGAAUGGCUAUUCUCACACAGCCAAGGUCAUUUAUGGGGACACUGAUUCCGUGAUGGUCAAUUUUGGAGUCAAAACUGUGAAAGAAGCUAUGGACCUAGGAAGAGAAGCAGCCAAUUUCGUUUCAAGUCAUUUUGAAAAACCCAUUAAACUGGAAUUUGAAAAAGUUUAUUAUCCCUAUCUGCUGAUCAACAAGAAGCGAUAUGCUGGUCUUUACUUUACAAGACCAGAAACCCAUGAUAAAAUGGAUUGCAAAGGAAUUGAAACUGUGAGAAGAGAUAACUGUCCUUUGGUUGCAAAUCUCAUCAAUUCUUGUUUAAAGAAACUCCUUAUCGACAGGGAUCCAGAGGGUGCUUGUGAUUAUGCCAAACAAACUAUAGCAGAUUUGCUUUGUAACCGAAUUGACAUAUCACAAUUAGUUAUUACCAAAGAGUUGACAAAAACAGAUGAAGAAUAUGCAGCUAAACAAGCUCAUGUUGAACUGGCUCAUCGAAUGAAGAAACGUGAUCCAGGAAGUGCACCAAAUCUGGGAGACAGAGUACCCUAUGUUAUAAUCGCUGCAAGUAAAAAGACGGCUGCUUAUUUGAAAUCUGAAGAUCCAAUUUAUGUGUUAGAAAAUAACAUUCCAAUUGAUACACAGUAUUACUUAGAAAACCAAAUAUCUAAACCAUUGUUACGAAUAUUUGAACCAGUGCUUGGUGAAAAAGCAGAAUCUAUUCUUCUCUGUGGUGACCAUACACGUACAAAAACUAUAGUUACAUCCAAAAUAGGAGCUUUGUCAGCUUUUACACAGAAGAAAAGUACCUGCCUUGGCUGUCGAUCAGUUUUAAAAGCAGAUGAUUCAGUUUGUGAACAUUGUAAAUGUAAAGAAAGUGACAUAUAUCAAACUGAGGUUUAUUAUCUGCAAGAUCUUGAGAGAAAAUUUGCUCGUCUGUGGACAGAAUGCCAAAGGUGUCAGGGAAGUCUGCAUCAAGAAAUAUUGUGCACUAGGUAUGUUACAAAAUAAAUCAAUAUUUUAAAU
Molecule: messenger RNA, 1230 nt
Organism: Parasteatoda tepidariorum (common house spider)
Lineage: Eukaryota; Metazoa; Arthropoda; Arachnida; Araneae; Theridiidae
Source: RefSeq, a predicted model, not a curated record